GCCAAGGGACGGGACGGAGGAGCCCUCGACCGGCGUGGAGAGAGAAAGAGGAGCAGCCAAGCCAAAGGGGGGCGGAAGAGAGAGAGAGAGAGAGAGAUCAAGCAAGGAGGAGGAGGAGGAGGAAGAAGAAGAAGAUGGCGUCUGGUUGGGGCAUCAACGGGAACAAGGGGCGGUGCUACGACUUCUGGCUGGAUUUCAGCGAGUGCAUGAGCCGCUGCCGCGAGCCCAAGGACUGCGGCCUCCUCCGCGAGGACUACCUCGAGUGCCUCCACCAUUCCAAGGAGUUCCAGCGCAGGAACAGGAUCUACAAGGAGGAGCAACGCCAGAUAAGAGCUGCUGCUCGCAAGGCCAAGGAGGAAGCUGAGGGAGCCCCUGCUGUUGCAGCUCACCAUUAGUCUCCCUGUCAAUUUUUCUGUGUGCUUUUGUUUUCCGUCAACUCAUCUGGGUUCAGCUGUGAUGCCAAGAGCAAGGCAAUAAAUUCCCCAUCUACUGUUGGACUACAGACUUUUUCCCAGCUCACUCCAUUACUUGUUCUAAAUCAUGAGUUUGGUAAAGACCGCCUGGUCAUGAA
Messenger RNA from Phragmites australis (common reed), 571 nucleotides. RefSeq names its product NADH dehydrogenase [ubiquinone] iron-sulfur protein 5-B-like. Lineage: Eukaryota; Viridiplantae; Streptophyta; Magnoliopsida; Poales; Poaceae. The transcript is spliced from 2 exons. The coding region runs from base 135 to 395 and encodes 86 amino acids. Gene Ontology annotation, biological process: mitochondrial respiratory chain complex I assembly. The record is from RefSeq and is a predicted model, not a curated record.